Xyrichtys novacula (pearly razorfish) is the source of this 37182-nucleotide messenger RNA. NCBI's taxonomy places the organism in Eukaryota, Metazoa, Chordata, Actinopteri, Labriformes, Labridae. The record is from the annotation of a GenBank genome assembly.
AUGGGCCUUAACGGUCUUCAUCUUCUGUGUCUCUUCUUGCUGUCUGGAGGGAUUCAACUUGCUCAAGGUAUGUGCCUCCUCCAAUUUUAUAAUAUUAAAAAAUGUUACCAUUCUUAUUUAAGAGUUUCAAACAGAAUUAAAGUUAACAAUUAAUGUGUUUUUGAAAUUUCAUAUUGCUUCCUUUAACAUAUGAUCGGGACUCAAGCAUUUUGAUUUCCGAUAAUUAAAGAAACUUUUGAGAUGUGGAACUUUUUUGUGACAAUGUGACAGCUGAAAUAGCCACAUGAUUUUAAAAAAAGCACUUAUUUGCAGAUUUAAAUCUUAGUAUACAAAAAAAUAGUCACAGGUCAUGUUAGUCCACAAGUGUAUCAAAGAAAAUCUUAAAUUAACAUCCAUGCAAAGAUCGCCCAAAGACUGUAAAGGAAUACAAAGUGCAACCCUCAAUGCUGAUUCAGACAUAAUCUAUUUCCUACGAUGAGUUUUAUUUUCCAAGGUCACAGGAAUGGUGAAGAAUUAACUAUCUUUUAAUGGCCAAUCACAUGUUUGAAGGUCCAAAUGCUGCACUAAGAGUGUGGCUGAAGCAGUCAUAAACAUAGUAACUCAUUUGUCAAGGAAACUGUAAAAUUCACUUUAUUUCUCAAUUAAGCAACCUGGACGCUUGACAUUUGAAAAUGUCUUCCAUUGAGUUUGAAUAAAACAAUAUCAGGAUGGGAACAAUCUAUUGGAUGAUGCUGAAUGACUUUACCUGUCCUUAAGUCUUGGUGUGGGAUUUUUUUUGCAGGAAGUUGUGGUAGUACAGAGUUUCAGUGCGAUAGUGGACAAUGCAUCGACAUAGCUUGGCGGUGUGAUGGGACAAAAGACUGCACCGAUGAUUCAGAUGAGAAGAACUGCCGUAAGUAUCACAAUCACAGGAAACCCAGACACUAUCAAGCGCUAACUCAAAAACCAAAUGUUGCACAUAAUUUGAGACCUUGAACUCUGUGAUAUGUUGGGAGGAUUUUGUGUGUCUUAAUAAAGCCCAAAGCACCAACUCAGCUCUAAUAUGUGAACACCAUUAAUGUAUGUUUUUAGCACCUCCACAAUGCACCUCACAAGAAUUCAAAUGUGUGACGAGUGGUGAAUGCAUCUCCUUGGGACUUGUCUGUGAUGGGGAGGAAAACUGUGAAGAUGGCUCAGAUGAACAAAGAACCUGCGGUAUGCACACUUGGCUGAUGGGGUCAGCCUUAUCUUAGAGAUGUGUUAACUAUCCUUGCCUAUGAACCAUUGGCUUGAGUAAUGCUAGCUGAAAAUUGGCUCCAAGUGUUUGGUCAUUUCCAUGUCACUCAGAUGCCCCUGCAGAGCUACACGUUAACCACUAGGUGGCCACACAAAACUACGAGAAGGACGCUAACAAAUAUAUUUCCAACUUUUUCGGUCAUAGUUUGAAUUUUGUCUAUCAAUUUAUCUGAAUUUUAGGCGAUAAACAAGUUUUGGCCAAUCUUAAUCAUUUGGCAAGAAAUUUUGUAUUCCUUUUAUAAGAUUAAUGACAUGUCAUUUAAACAUUUUUCACAAGCCCAAUCUCAUUGUCCUUGGAUUAGGUGGAAGGACUUGCAGUCCAGACCAGUUCUCCUGCCAGGAGGGUCAGUGUAUCCCGGGGAAAUACAGAUGUGACCAUGUGAAAGACUGUGUAGACAACUCAGAUGAGAACAACUGCAGUAAGAACAUUUUCAAACCCAUGGUGGUCUUUUUCAAAAGACAUAUUGACAGUCAGAAAUUCACAAAACAGAGAUAGACAGUCAGUUGUUUUGGUUCACCUUUGUGUUUGUGAAUUAUUAACAGGUUUAGGUAAUGAAAUUUAAAGUAACAAAAUAAGCCUGUGUAUUUUUGCAGACUAUCCACAGUGCACUGAGAAGACAUGUGCCAACGGAGCCUGUUACAACAACUCCCAGCGUUGCAAUGGACUACAGGACUGCAGAGAUGGCUCUGAUGAAUUUAACUGCAGUGAGUAAACAAGACAAAUAUGAGCCUUGAUUACUUUGUAGAUCUAAAGAAAUAUAAGGCUCUGAAAAUAGGGGUGCACCAUAAGAUUCUUUGUACAAUAUUCUACAAACAUCUGACAUUUGUUUUAAGCACACCAAUACAGACCAAAUAAAAAUAGUUUUUAUAAACAUAGAUUUUCAUGAUAAAGGAUAAUGUCUAAAAUAAAUUAUUUUCUAUUUAAGUACCAUUUGAACCAAAAACAUGGUAGUAUAAGGGGAGUUAGGUCAUAAUUAUUAGUAACUAUUUCCAUUAGCAAAUGUACCAUUUUUUUCAACCUUAAAAGGACAGCUACUUAAUUUGUUAUGCUGCUUGAUCAAUAUCAUCAAUCUUAUUCUUAAUGGUUGCAGUAGUGAUGGUUUUCAUCCCUGACGAUCAUCAGUUUAAGAAACUUUGUUUCUGUCAAAGUUUAGAUUCACUGACUAAAAUUCAGACAAAUUUAACUAUAGCUUUAUUUAAAGUUCAGAAACAGGCUGUAAUACUUUGAUUGGGCUGAGUAGGAAGUGAUAUCAUUUGCCAUGUUCAUUCACAGCAAAUCAACACUGUCCCAUCCACCAGUUUGAGUGUACGAAUGGUUACUGUAUCCCUCACGCCUUUGUGUGUGACCACUGGGAUGACUGUGGGGACAACAGUGAUGAACAAGACUGUGGUAAGCAUUACAAUAACACUGACAAGAGUUAACGCAGAUAUUUAUUCUACUCUUUAUUGAGAUAAGCUUCUCUUUAAAUCCUAAUGAUGGGUUAAAAUCAACAAUACAUGGCCUUUUUAAAAAUGAUUUGUGUUUUGUGUGUAUGGGUAUGCCUUUAUUUUGUAACACAGCCAUUAUAUGUAUUCAAUAAUAAAAAAGUAGUAAAUAACCGAUCAGAUAUUGAUUUUUUUGUUUAAUGUUAUUAAGUCUACCAGAGCUGUAGUGGCAGUGAGUUCACGUGCUCCAGUGGUCGUUGUAUUCCUCAGCGAUGGGUGUGUGACCAGUUCAACGACUGUGGGGACUACAGUGAUGAGCAAGGGUGUGGUAAGUGCAGCUACUUGAAAAUGAGAUUACAGGUAGUUUUAAAACUUUCAUAAGAGACUAUUGAAUUUAGAAAGUGGAGGAGAUUCAAUCAAAAUACACAAACAAGAAAGACUGAUACUGGUAUGGGUUAUACUGCAUAUCUGCUCGAUUAAACUUUACAUUUGAACACAGAAUAAUAAUUUUGUCAACUGUUUACACUUUAAAGUUAAUGCUUAGAUUCAGGGAUGCCAUCACUUUUUAAAAAAAUUUGUUAUAGAUAGUAACUCUCGAGACUGUUACCCUGGUGAGUGGGGAUGCCCAGGUUCAACACUGUGUAUACCAGUGGACAAAGUGUGUGAUGGCAAACCUGACUGUCCAGGAGGAACAGAUGAGACCAACUCCACAGCCCAGCAAACCUGCAGUAAGUUACAAACAACAAAAAAAUCUAUGUCAUCAGGAAACAAACCACUCCAAACCCAUGGAAAGGUUUCUUUGAGUUCUUUUUUGUCAUUUUGUCCUCAGUAGAAACAGCCUUAUCACAGUAAAAACACAGUUAUAGUAGGAUAAAUGUUGACUGAGUGAGAUAGUUCAGUUCAAGUGUGGAGCAUAACCACUUAUGAACUUCUAUUCAUGAGGCUAUAAAUGGAGGUACAAGGGUUUGGGACUUUAUUGUGAGUAAAUGUUUCUCAGAAAUCAGCUGUUGCUACUGAAAUGAUUACAGCUCCCCCUUUCCUUAUCACUUUCUUCACACAAACUUGGUUUAAGAUUAACUUUUUUCUGCCUGUCAGUGGACUAAUGGUCUCCAGAAUCACUUAAUGACGGCCACAAAACUGCUCUGAUUCCAGGGAGGCUCUGGCAGACAAAACUGUGUAGAUUAAAAUUCUAUUUAAAAGUUUGUGUUGAUGACUUUUUAUUUGCUUACAGGCCUGGAUCGGUGCUCCAGCUUGAGUUGUGAGUAUCUCUGUCAUCAGUCUCCUCAAGGAGGCACUUGCUACUGCCCAGAUGGCUUUAUUAUAGCCAAUGACAGUCGCACCUGUGUUGGUGAGUCCUCGAAAGUUUCAUGAGAAGCCAUUUGAGUCAUUUCUUGUGUAACUAGUCAGCUUUGACAGUGUAGCUCCCUCUAAAGGCAGUUUUUUUUCCCUGUUUCUUAGACUUUGACGACUGUCAGAUCUGGGGAAUCUGUGACCAGCUGUGUGAAGAUCGUCCUGGGACACACCACUGUAGCUGUGCUAAUGGAUACUACUUGGAGCAUGGUCAUGUCUGCAAAGCCAAUGUCUCAGGUACAGGGAGUCACACACCUCUCAGUAGCUGCUGCACACUGCUGAACAGAUAAUCCUCAGAAAGACCCUCAGAUAAAUGUCUGCCUUUCUGGCACUUUUAGAUACCAAAAAGGUCCAAAUAAGUCGAUUUCAAAUCCAGUUUGUACCUCUGUCAAUGUGAUAAUAUUUUAUUCAACACAAAAAAAUUAACUUAACAACUCUGUGUUUUUUCAAGGCGGAUUGCCUCAGCUCAUCUACACAAACGGAGGGGAUGUGAUGAUUGGGGACAUACACGGGCGUUUUGUAAGAACUCUGGUACCGUCGCAGGGAAAAGGUUAUUCUGUAGGGGUGGCAUACCACUUGCGCAGCGAUAAAGUCUUCUGGAGUGAUACAUAUACCAAAAAGGUCAGUUUGGGUCUAGACAUUUAUGAUGUUUGUUUUUUGCCUUGUUGAUCUUCUUUCUUUCCUAUGCCUGUAUUUGAGUCUCCAUGAAAAUUCCAGCAAUAUAGAAUCAUUCAUUUCACUUCCAGGUUUACUCUGCAAACUACAAUGGGGAUAACAUUAAGGAAAUUCUGACAACUGCAGUCCACAAUGUCCAGAACCUCGCAGUGGACUGGAUCAACUUCAAACUUUAUGUCCUUGAAGCCAUGGUGGAGCGCAUUGAUGCGUGUGACUAUGAUGGAGGGAAUCGGGUCACACUGGUGGCUGAAAAUCUGCAUACUCCUCAUGGGCUGGCCCUGGACCCUACUGUGGGGUGGGUUAAGAUGUUUUAUCCUCAGUGUUUUAGGAAUAUUGAAGAAUGGGCCUUUCCAGCUUUGGUCUUAGUUGAUGUCAUCAGAUUUUUAAGAUUUGCUUAUCACUAAAAUAACUUCACUAUUGCAGAAGUUUCUCUAUCUUCUUACCCAGGUUUUACUUUGCUCAUGUCUAAGUUUUGUUUGUUUGCAGCUACAUGUUUUUCACAGACGUGGGCCUUGCCAGUGAGCAUAUGAAGCUUGAACGGGCCUUCAUGGAUGGCAGCAAUCGUAUAGAGCUAGUGAAGAACAGACUUGGCGCUCCAACAGGAAUCACCCUGGAUAUUGUCACGAAGAGGGUCUACUGGUCUGACAGCCACUUUGACACUGUGGAGACUGUCACUUACACGGGUUUGGACAGGUAAAAGCUGUGUUGCUGUUCUUGUUGUUGUUGUUGUCAUUAUAUGUCCCAAUACUGUCUACACACAUGGUGCUGAGCAUUGAUAUGAAUGCAAUUGAAUUUUCUGAUCUUAACUCCUAACAAAAAAGAUAUUUUUGUAUGAAACAACUAGUUUGUAAUUAAAUAUCAUAAGAUGACUGCUGUAAACAGGUUUUAUUUUAGAGCGAAGAAGCCAAUUUUAGCCAAUUUAGAGAAUAGACUUUAUUUGUCAUUUCAAAAAGCAAUGAAAUUUCGUUAUGCCAUCCUGAAUGCAAAAAACAAAAACAAGUACAACAAUACAUACAUAUGACAGUAUUCAUCCAUGUUAAAAGACAUAAAGACGUUGAUCAACAUUACUCCCAUAUUGCACUGUUAAUAAAUAAAUAAAUAAAUGAAUAAUGAAUAGAAUGAAUAGAGGGUUACAUUAUUGCAUUUAUUGGCCUGACAUUAAGUUCAGUUAUGGCUCUGUGAAAGAAACUGUUUUUGAGUCUGGAGGUGCGGGCUCUGAGCACCCUAUAGCGCCUCCCAGAGGGUAGCAGAGAGAACAGGUGAUGACUGGGGUGGCUGGGGUCUCUGAGGAUCUUGGUAGUGGUGUGUCGGCAGCGUGUCCUGAAAGUUUUUCCAAUGGGGGCAGACUGAGUCCAAUGAUCUUUUCGGCACUUCUAAUGACUCGUGUCAGACUUUUCCGGUCUGCCUCUGUGCAGUUGACAUACCAAGAUGUUAAACAGUACGUCAGGACACUGUAUGGAGCGGAGGUAAAAGGCUCUGAGCAGCUCAGCAGGCAGGUGGUUUUUCCUUAGUACCCAAUCAAUUGGAUGAUAGUAUCCAAUUUAUUGUGUGACAGGAGCAAAAAGCAGUUCAGUGUAAGAGGAGAUUCAAGCAAAAUAUGAGCAAUAUGUUUUUUUUAUGAUUCAUUUUAAGAUAUUUUUAAGUUGAAUUUGGUAAAUUCAAGGUUAAGCAAAUAUUUUUUAAAAGUCUGUUAUUAUAAAACUGCAUGGCAGAUACAGGAGGGAAAGGGAGGUCAUGUACAGAGCUGUAUGUGCUUAUUCCAUAUGACAUUGAUAACAAUCAUAUCACAUUGAUGCAGAUUUCAUAGUGCGUGAUGUUAAAAAGUACAUUUUUAUGAAAUAGUUAUUACUCCUCCGAAAGAGGAUUGAAGUGGUAUCACAAAAUCCUAAAACUAUGUAAAGAAACCUUUUAAGAUGUUUAUUGCCAACUGUCAUCAAUUCACAGAAAAAUUGUCCUUAAUGGUGGGACCCAGGCCCCUCAUCCCUAUGGAAUGACAGUAUUUGAAAACCACGUUUUCUUCACUGAUUGGACAAAGAUGGGUGUGAUAAGAGCCAACCGCUUCAAUGGCAGCAACCCGUCACUCCUCUAUCGGACAGCAAAACGGCCGGGCCAUGUUGUUGUUUCACAUCCUGUCUUACAACCUGUUGGUAAGGAUGAGCUGAAUAAAGACCUGCAUUUUGAAAUACUGGAAUUUAAGCACAACAAACCCCCUUCUCUCAUUUGAACUCCUCUUUCUUGUCCCACAGUGAUGAACCCAUGUGGAAGGCACAAUGGUGGCUGUCAGCACAUUUGUGUUUUGAGUCAUCGCACUGACAAUGAUGGUUUGGGCUACCGCUGCAAAUGUCGCCACGGCUACGACUUGCAGCCUGAUCGUCAGACCUGCUUUAGUGAGUAUCAUAUUAGGGCGUCACGAGUUGAUCAGAAUUGGAGUCUUAUUGAGCUCACAUCAUUGUCUGAGUUAUGCUCUAGAGUGCGUCUGAAACAAGCCGUGACAUUUGCCCUACUCUAAACACAUUUUCUAAAUAUUUCACGAAUUGAUUGUUUGAUUUUAAACCUGUGAUGUUAGGAUUUUUGUUUUAAUCUCAGUGUUUGCAGUUUUAUGGAGUAUAAGAGCUUACCCUUAUCAAACUGAUGUGAUGCAAUAACUAUGUAAUAUGUGAUUUAAAUGAUUUAAAUUCACACUUAAAAUUUUCAUUGUUAGAUUUUAUUACUUGUAUCUAUGUUUGUGAUAGAUUUGCAGUGCUAAGGACCCACUUUCACUUUGACUUUUGAUAAACAUCAGUAUUAGCUAGCCCAACUCUUGAAUUUUUUUGUGAUAAUUAGUGUGGACAGGCAUGUCUUUAAUGUUUGGUCUGGUCUUAGCUUAUUUUAGUUUGAUAAUGGCUGGUUAUGGAAAUGUGUUUAAAUAAACACUAAGACCCACUCUCUGAACAGAGCUAAAGGACUACAUGCUGCUGGCCACCUCUCUUGGAGUGAGAGGGAUCCCACUAAAUCUGUCACUCCAGGAGGACGUUACCCUGCCUCUGUCAGGGCUUGGCUCAUCCUUCUCUGGAUCUGCUGUGGAGUUUGAUGGCAAUGAGGAGGCUAUUUUCUACAAUGACAGGUCCAGAGGCCUGGUGUAUAAGUCCAACCUCAAUGGCACUGGUGAAUCUUUAUUAUACUUGAUGUAAAAUGCGCUGCCUAUGUUUGUUUGCAAGGAAGUUUGCUACUCUACAGUCAAGUCAUAUACUCUACUCUUAAUCCUGUGUCAUACAGCACCCUAUAUUGACUGUCUUUUUGUAUUCUCAGUCCAAGAGAUCUUAACUGGCUCCAGAGUGGGAACGAUCGAUGCUAUGGCCUACGACUGGACUUCUAAAGUCUUGUUCUGGACAGCAAUCACCUAUAAGUCAGUGGUGGCCUUCAAGGUCACAGACAAGUCCAGACGGGACAUUGUGACGGGGCUGAGAAACCCUAAAGGAAUUGCAGUGAGUCCUGGUUCUGGGUGAGUGUCCUGACUUAUCAGAGUAAGACAUUGAAUGCACUACAGUAUUUCAGUAAAUUCAAUUUCAUUGUGCCUUUCAUUGUGGAGCGAAAAAGUCUUGAAGUGUGACACAUGCCUGUCUUUCAGUGUAAAUUGACAUCAAGGUGAACUCAUUUGAACUGAAAUAAACAGAUCAGUUGUCUCUUAUGUUCAUCCACAGUUACUUAUUCUGGUCUGACUGGUACCGCCCAGCUGUUAUAAUGAGAGGCUUCACUGAUGGCAGCAAUGCUGUUCCUCUGGUCAACACCACACUAGGAUGGCCAUAUGGACUUGCUGUUGACUAUGUGUAAGUACAGCAAGCAUUAAAAGGCCAAAAAAGUCUUUUAAGUCAACAACAUAAAUGAAAUAAUAAAGACUAUAAAAAAUAACUGUUGUUUAGACUGCAGUAUUUUUAAUAGUUAGUGGGUUUCCUCAACAGAAUGAACCGGCUGUACUGGGUGGAUGCCCUGUUGGAUCAGAUUGGUCACAUUGGUUUUGAAGGAAAUGACAGACAGACAUUCAGCAAUAUUGGACAGAUCACAUCUCCCUACUCUUUGACAGUUUAUACAGGUGGGUUUUUUAGCUUUUUGAUGUUCACCAUCCAUUUUGAAAUAAAAAAAAAAAAAAAAAACCCUUUUGUAUGAAAGUGUGGAAAUUUAUAAAGCUUUUAUAUAUAAUUAUUCUCAGAUCAGACAAGAGAACCACAGUACAAGUUUGCAUUCUUUGAUUACAGAUUUCUUUGCUAUAGAUGAACAUUUACCUAGAUUUACACGUGUAGGCUGUAGUCUUUAAAAAUGCUGAUCAACCUGUUUAUGUUUGUAGACUACCUUUAUGUUGCUGACACCAGGACCAGAGCAAUAUUUGAGAUGAGAAAGCGAGAUGGGGGAGGAAACAUCAUGGUCAGACAAGGAAUAACUGGCAUCAUGAAUCUCAAGGCUUACACAGCCGAUCUCCACAGCAGUAAGUACACACACUGUGAGGCUUUGGAGUCAACAUGUCAGCUAAGUAUCAAUUAAACCAGACAAAAGUAAUCCAGAAACUUGAUAACUGUUCUUUUUUUCUUCUUCCUGACAGCGUUCAAAAGCAAGUGCAAUACUAUCCCGAACGGGCACUGCAGCCACUUCUGUUUUCCUACUCCAUCCUUCAACCGGGUGUGUGGCUGUCCAUAUGGCAUGAAACUCCAGGACAACGGGCGGGACUGCAUCAAGGAUGAUUCAGUUCCUCCGCCUGACAACUGUGGAGACUUAUCCUUUGAGUGUGAUGGAGGGCGCUGUAGACCAAAUUCUUACCGCUGUGAUGGAAUCAUUGAUUGUGUGGAUCAGACAGAUGAGGCCAACUGCACAGAUACAGGUGAAUGUCUGAGAAAAUAUGUGCUUCAGGAGCAUCAGAGUACAUUAUACGCAUUUAUUUUAUUUCUCCAUCAUCUGAUGUUCUCAUAUACCAGGGGCGACCUGCUCAUCUUACGCAUUCACCUGCAACAACAAGCACUGCAUUCGGAACAGUUGGCGCUGUGACGGUAUGGAUGACUGCGGUGACGGUUCAGAUGAGGUGAACUGUCCCACUCGUCGCCCUACCACCUGUGCUGCAAAUUCCUUCACCUGCGAUAACCACAAGUGUAUCUCUAAAGAGUGGGUCUGUGACGGUGACAACGACUGCGGGGACGGCUCUGACGAACACAACUGCAGUAAGAAUGAUGUCUCCCUCUGUUUUAACUCAUUCGCCCAACUUUUUUAAAUAACAAAAUUAUGGUGAGUUGAUUUAACAAGUAAAAGCUGGAUUUGUAAUUGACAGAUUCGACCAUUACCACAUGUCCUCCGAACUACUUCCUAUGUCCUGACCACCGCUGCAUCUACAGCUCUUAUGUGUGCGAUGGAGACCAGGACUGCUUGGAUGGAGAGGAUGAAGCGAACUGUGGUAAAAACCACUGAGACAACACACUUUGUUGUGCUUUUUCUCUAAUGUUUCAAUUCCGAUAUAGCAAGCCCUUAUUGGGGCAAAAGAUGACUGUAAAGAAUGGAAACAAGUUUAGUUUAUGUGCUCACAUGGUAUUCCUUCUUGACUUUUUCUUCAGAGUUCAACUGUGCCUCCUACGAGUUUGCCUGUGCCAGUGGAGACCAAUGUGUCAGCUCAAAUUAUCAGUGUGAUGGCGUCUUUGACUGCAGGGAUCAUUCAGAUGAACGAGACUGUCGUAAGCAAACCCACACUCUCUCAAGAGCUACAAAGGAAUAAUUUCAUUUUAACAUUAGAAAAAAAAGUUAUUUUAGUCAGCGAUGGAUCAGACAGAAAAUGUACACCCCCACAGAUCAAUAGCUGAUCAAUCAAUGUUUUUAAGCUGGUGAGCCCCUAAGUUUCCAACUGUCUGACACACUUCCAGCCACUCGGGGUCCAGGUCUGUGUCACGACAAUGAGUUCCAGUGCCAGAUUGAUGGUUUCUGCAUACCAGAGACAUGGGAGUGCGAUGGCCAUCCAGACUGUGAGGACGGAUCGGAUGAACACAACUCCUGCCCGCCUGUCACCUGCAGAUCAAACUAUUUCCAGUGCGCCAACAAGAUUUGCAUCCCAAUGGGUUGGUUGUGUGAUGGUGACAAUGACUGCCGGGACAUGAGUGAUGAACAGAACUGCCCCACCCCUCCAUUUAGUUGUCCCUCAGGACAGUGGUUGUGUCCCACCGACCAGGUGUGCAUCACACUGGACAAGGUGUGCAAUGGUCAGAGAGACUGCCCCAAUGGUGCUGAUGAGUCACCUAUCUGCAGUGAGUUUUAAAGUUGUCAUCAUAUGUUACAAGUCCUUCUAAUCAAGUGCAUUAGCUGGUAGUUAUUACUGCAUAUUGAACUAAAAAGACAUUUGACAACUUAAGAAAUAUACAAUCAUUGCAGUUUGAGUAUUAUUUAUAAGAUGUAAGCUAGCAGAUAGUUAGCACAAAUAAAGCAAACUUAAUGUAAGAGAAUAUAGAAAUAAAAUAUCCAGAUCAACUCUAUUGUAGAGUAGAAAAGAAAUCCAAUCAAAUGUAAAAAAAAAAACAAAACUGCAAUCUAACAAUGACUUUAACUCACUGUCUUAAAAUUUCCUAAAAGACCAGGAUGACUGUGCACUGAACAACGGUGGCUGCAGUGACGGCUGCGUCCAAGGACCAUUCGGGGCCCAGUGCACCUGUCCAUCAGGAUAUCAGCUCCUCAAUGACUCAAAGACCUGUGAUGACAUCAAUGAAUGUCUGAUCCCAGGUUUCUGUAGUCAGCAGUGCUACAACGAGAGAGGAACUUUCCGGUGCUACUGCUCACAUGGUUACCUUCUGGAGCCUGAUGGUCGCACCUGCAAAGCCACAGGUAAAACAUCAUAUUAAAGAUAAAGCAGCUAUUGGACUGUGCCAAAUUGAAAAAUAGAUUUUACCAGGAAGUUUUUCUGCCCUUAGACCAACUUGCAGCAGUACUACUGGUCGCCAAGCGCAGCCAGAUCAUUGCCAACAAAAUCAACAUUAGGCCACCCCAGAUGCAUCCAGUGAUCAGUGGUUCAAGCAUUGUGACCGUAGACUUUGACCGCAUAACCUCCAGAAUCUACUGGGCUGAUGUCUCACAGAAGAAGAUAUGGAGCUCCUUUCAGAAUGGCACAGACAAAAAACAAGUAAGAGAAUAAUAACCAAGUAUGGAUAAAGCAAGAGGUUAAAAUGAAAAUUGUCCAAAAGGUGAAAUGAAGGAUUCAUGAGCACAGGAAACUGAAUCAAACUUUUUGAUAGUAUAAGUUGAACCUGAUCAUGUUGUUUCAGGUGUUCUCCUCUGGACUGAUGGUACCAGAGAGUAUAGCUGUGGACUGGGUGGGACGGAACCUUUACUGGACUGACUCUGUCAUGGAGAACAUCGAGGUCUCCACUCUGGACGGCCGCUUUCGGAAAGUCCUCCUCUCCAAGAAUGUUACAAGCCCCCGUGGAUUGGUGCUGGACCCUCGCAACUAGUAAGAAGAGAAAGUGAAGAAGGCUGUCUUCUUUUUUUUUUCUCAUCUUUAUGUGCAGCCAAAUUAGAUCUUUUAGUUUAUCAAACCUUUUAUAAGAUGUCCUCACCAGACUAUCAUUCACCCCAGCACCUACCUGAUGUUCUGGUCGGACUGGGGCCAGAAUCCCCGGAUUGAGCGCGCUGAUAUGGAUGGCAACAUGAGACAAGUCAUUGUCAGCACAAAGCUCUACUGGCCCAAUGGUCUGGCUUUGGACUACACCACACGCAGGGUCUACUUUGCCGACGCCUACCUCAAAUACAUAGACUACUGUGACUAUGACGGAAACAACCGCUAUCAGGUCAUGGCAAGUGACAUGGUAUGUUAACUUUGAUUCUUCUAUUUUUGGAGGGAAAUGAGCUAUUUUACUAAUGAUGGCAUGAAACAAAAAAAAAUCCUGAAAAUCUCUGGGUUCAUGGGAUCAGCUGGAUAGGAAGAAAUUUUGAGUCCUUAGCAGAUUCAUAGGAAAGCUCAGACUUAUAAUUAGUGUAGAAUAAUAGUAAUGAAAAUAUAAUCACAAGAACAAUCACCCCAUGGCAGCUACAGUAGCCUUCUAGGGACAUAUGGUUAUAAACAACAAAAACAGAUACCAUUGAAAGUCUGUUGCAGUGUUGGGCUUCAGACCUGGUCUUUAUUUGAGGAUUUAUGUAUCAGCCUUGUACCCCUUACUCACACCAGGUUCUCCAGCACCCACAUGGUAUGACCAUCUUUGAGGACAGCAUCUAUUGGUCAGAGCGUUACACCAGUAAAGUUAUGAGGACCAACAAGUUCCAUGGAGGCAACAUCACCACUCUGAUGAGUAACGUGUACCAGCCCAUGGGUAUUGUGAUGGACCAUCCUAUCAAACAACCAGCAGGUGAGCAGAGAGUCUGGCAUUUAAGUCUUAUUUAAACAAACACAUGCAUACAUAAAUCAAUAAAUAUUUCUUAUGGCAUUUCUGUUAAAUCAAAAGCCUGUCUUACCAAAGCAUGUGCCCCACACCACACACACACACACACACACACACACACACACACACACACAUAUAUAUAUAUAUAUAUAUAUAUAUAUAUAUAUAUAUAUAUAUAUAUAUAAUUUAUUUAUGAUUUAGUCCAACCAUGCAUGAAUGCCAUUUUUUUUUUAAGUUUUAUUUUUAUGGCUAUUUUUAUCCUAAAUGUGAGAUGUGAGGUGUUAAUCAACAGCUUUGCUGACAAGUGCCACAGGUGUAUACAUAAGCAAAGUAUUUAAAGAAGGCACUUACAAACUAACAGAGUCCAGGCCCUUUCUGCAACUGUGUGACUUACUUCAAAACAACACAAGCAUUUGUUCUGCUGUCGACUACACUGAUCCAAAGAAACUUGAUGUCGUACAGUUUGAUUUAUUUUCUCUUGGUUUGAAUUUAGCCAUAAACCCAUGCAGAGAGCAUCUGUGCACUCAGCUGUGCCUGCUGGCGAACCUGAGACCCCGGUACUACACUUGCCACUGUCAGUCUGGUUGGAAGUUAGAUGCUGAUAAACGUACCUGUAUCAAAGGUUGGUAUUUUAAGCAAGAUUUAAAUAUGUGAAAAAGCGUUUACACACAAGCCACAUGGUGAGACUCUGCGUACGGAUUUGUGAGUCUUGUGUUAUUUUCUUACAGAUGAGACUCCUUUCUUGAUGGUGGUGAGAGAUUCAGUGAUUUUUGGGAUUCCUCUGGAUCCUGCUGAUCCCUCCAACAAUGCAAUGGCUCCUGUGUCUGGCAUCAGCCAGGGGCGAGACAUCGACUUUGAUGACCAGCAGCAGCUUGUCUAUUGGGUGCAGAGCUCAGUGAGUGGAGCUAUUAAAUUGAAUUUCUAGAUAUUAUUUAUAAUAUGUGAUAAAUUAGUGGAUUGUUCAAGAACAAGAAUUGUCAGGAUGCUAAAAAAAGUAAAUGAUCUUGACAGCAUAUUGUGAGAAAGCGUGGCCAAUUAAUGUAUGACUUUCCCCCCGUUACCUGUAGUAUUUUGUUCAUUUUUUAUGAUUUACUUGUGCAGCUGUUGGGCUUAUUAUUUCUUAUUAUUUUACUCUCACAUCAGGGGUCGAUAUGGCAAGUGAAAACCAGCGGUACCAACAGAUCUGAGUUUGCUCCAGCUGCUUUUAUGGGCUCGCCGUCUGGUCUUGCUUUUGACUGGAUAAGCCGGAUAAUGUAUUACACAAAUCCCAUUGGUAAAUCCAUAGAAGUAAGUGACAUUCAUUGAUUAAAACUAGCCUCAAACAAACCUGGACAAAAACCUCUAAACCAACAUUUAGCAUCUAACAUUUCUUUCUUGUGUUUUGAAUUUCAUGUGUGUCCAUUUGUCUGUGGUUUUCUGUUUUAACUCUGUUAUUGUGCAGUGACCAAACCAAACUUUACACUUGACUCAGGUUAUCCGUGUGGACGGGAAUCAGCACUACAGAAAGACCCUCAUCACCUCCAAUGGUAAACCAGAGGGGGUAGGUGAGCCUUUGGGAAUAACUGUGGAUCCAGCUCGAGGGUAAACCACCAUCUCUUUACUCACAAGAACAAAGUUAUGGAGUAAAAUCUGAUUUACUUUAAAUUAAAAAAAAAAAUUUCACAUACUCUAACAUUUCUAUACAAAGUGUAAAUUAUCCUCUCUUACAAACAACCUGAUGUGACUGAUGACUUACAUGGAAAUAUACACAUUUUAACUCUUUCCUCUACAAGGAAACUGUUUUGGACAGACAAGGGAUCAGACAAUGGCAUUCCUCCAAAGGUUGGCAGCGCUGACAUGGAUGGAGGAAACCUUCGAAACCUCUAUACUGGCAACCUGGCUAAUAUAGGAUACAUCACUGCUGAUAUUUCUACCGCAAAACUGUACUGGGGUGUGGCUGGCAAAGGGGUGGUAUGUACUUGUAAUACAGUUAUACAACAUAAAUCUUUAUCUUAAUUGUUCUUAAUGAGCUACAGCUCAUAGCACACCAUAACCAGGUCUGAAUAUGCUUUCCUGAUAGUCAAUCAUGAACCUUAUCUAACUACUUUUAAUAAUCUCUUCCUCUUUUGUUGGUCCAGAUUGAGAGUGGCACUAUGGAUGGGGUGAGCAGGGUGACUGUAGUGAGUGGCCUCUCACAUCCAUGGGGGCUUACAAUCCACCAGAACCACCUCUACUACACCGACAUGGACUAUGAGGUCAUUGAAAGGGUGGAUAAAGAAAACGGUGCCAAUAUGGUGGUGAUGAGGAGUAGCAUGUCAGGCCUGCGAGCUCUCAAAGUGCACGCCAGAGACAGUACGUAGAUUUUUUUGUUUGUUUGUUUAUGUGGCUGUGAGACUCUUGCUCUUGGGCUUUUUGUUUUCAUGCAGGCUGGUUCAUUAUGCAGCUGGUGAUUACUGCCUGUGAGAGAGAAAGUGGGGUUUUGUUUUCUUCUUUAGGACAGCACACAGCUGAAUUGAGCACCACUUGUAUUGCAUUAUUCAAUUUAGCUUUCGAAAGGACACUCGAGAAACCCAAACGUCUCUCAGCUACUGUCUUUUUGUAAUAAAAUAAUAAAUGUACAAUUUUUUAAAAUAAUACAUGAUUACAUCAACUCUCAAAAAGGUCACAACACCUUUUGAGCACAAUUACCCACUGUCAUGAAAAUGUGUCUCUCGCUAGAGUUUAUUUUUAUUGUGAACAGCAAAUGAAUGGGAUACAGAUCUUUUACAUACUACUCUGCUGUGUCAAAUGAAAUAUAACAUAAACUUUAUAUAUACUCUGUGUUUAAGCCUAUUUCAAAAUCAACAGCUAAAUUAAAAACAGUUAAAAUGUGCAUUUCAGUACAAAACUAAUAAAAUUAACUUGAUAAAAUAAAUAUAGUACCAAGAUCAGUUUUUCCCGUAAUGCUCACUUGUCUCUUGUCUCCCUUCUCAGACUCGGCCGGGACCACCAACGCCUGUAGCUCUAACAACGGAGGUUGUCCGCACCUCUGUCUGCCAAAACCCAGCAAUCAGAAGACGUGUGCCUGCACCACUGGCUUCCACCCCUCUCAAGAUGGCACCCGCUGUGAACAGUUUGAAUCCUUUGCAAUCAUCUCCACGCCCAAGUACAUCCGUGGUUUCCACAUAAACAGCUCAGACCACUCUGAGGCUAUGGUGCCUGUUGGUGGAUGUAUGCAGACUUUUGAGUCUCUUCUUGAUUUUGAUGCUUAAGAUUCUACAUUUUUGGUGUCUACAAAUGUGUUUUGUAUUGCAGCAUCCAUUUAUAAAGACAAGCUGGACCUCCACAUUCCAUCUGGUUUUGUGUACUGGACAGACAACAGUAGCUCCACCACAUACAGAGGCAUCUUCAGGGCUAAAACAGAUGGAGGGUCCUACAGCCGUGUCAUCAGCUCAGGUGUUGGAAGAAGAGGCAUUCAGGGCAUUGCUGUAGACUGGAUUGCAGGUAUGGAUCCACUCAUCCAUAUAUUUUCUUUGCAGGUGUGCUCCAGGAGUAUGAUUAUUACCUGGUCCCUGAAACAUGCUUAAAAAAAAUUAUUUUGAUGCUUAAAUAUUACACGAUUCAACCCCACUGUGACAUCGUUAAGCAUUAUGGCUCUGCAUUUUUGUCUUUCCCAUCACUUUAGGUAACUUGUACUUCACUAAUGCCUUUGAGAGUGAGACCUAUCUGGAGGUGCUUGCUAUCAACACCACCUACAGGAUGAUUCUCCUGAAGUCCACUGGGGACCAGCCCCGUGACGUGGCUGUCAGUCCCAAGCUUCGCUACCUCUUCUGGACUGAUGGCGGCCAAACACCGAAGAUUGAGCGUGCCCUGCUUGACGGCACAAACCGCUCUGUGUUGGCAUCAGAGAGCCUGGCGUCACCUCGUGGCCUCACCAUAGAUUACACCAAUGAUUUUCUCUACUGGACCGAUGAUGUGCUUGAUAUGAUCUCCAGGAUGGCCCCAGACGGCACCCAGAGGCAGAUUAUUCGAUACGGGAGUCGCUAUCCUUCACCUGUAGGCAUGGCCAUACUUGGUAGAUACAUGCUGUGGGUGGAUAAAAAGCUUGGGAAGCUCUUCCAGGCCAGCAAGGACCCAAACGGUGCAGACCAGCCAGAGGUUAGAGAAAAAGUCACAGUUUAAGUAGUCAUAUGAUGGUUAAUGAGAAACUACAAUAGGCAUCAAAAUGACUUGUCUUUCAUACAUGUCAACUGUGUAACAUCUGUACAACAACCUCUGUAAACAGCUGCAGCAAAAAAUGUUUUAUUAUUGAUAAAUUAUUGAUUAAUAAUUCUAUAAAAUGCUAUUGAGUCCAGAGAAGAAUUGCUUUCAGAUGAGCAUAUUGUGGAAGAUGUGAAACACACAAAAGCAAAGAAUCCAAGAUAAUAUUAGCCACUUUAGCAAGAAACAUGCCUGAUACAAGUCAUCAAGUAAUUGCUUCAGCCCUGAUUAUUAUCAUCAUGUAAUCUGACCUUGGCUGAUGAUGCACUUGAUGAUGCCAUCUACAAUCAUGAAGUAAACAGAUGGCUGGCGGGCAGUAAAUAGCACUGAGGUUUAAUGCAGUGUAUUUUUUUUUUUUUUCAAUUUGCAUCAGGUAAUUCGAGACAAUCUUGAUGGUCUGACGGAUGUCACCAUCUUUGAUGCCCAUGUUCAGCCCACAUCUGCCAACCAGGUGGGUUUUAACCCAUGUCAGGAAGAUAAUGGACGCUGCCAGCAGCUCUGUUUUGCCAUUCCUGGCCAGGAGGCACCAAAAUGCGGUUGUGCGCACGGAUCUCUUCUGAGUAACGGGGUAACAUGUGGUUAUGGCCAGGAUGAGUUUCUGGUUUUUACAACAGACUACACGUUGAAUAGUAUGAGGUUGGACCCCACUGAUCACAGCACUCCAUAUCCAACGGUUACUCUUGGCUACAACGUGGUGGCUCUGGAUUAUGAUUUCAAAGACAAACGGAUUUUCUUCACUCAGUACACUGGAAUCGGCCGGAGCAGGAUAGGCUACAUCACCACCACUUCUGCCACCAGUCCACCUGUCAUAAUCGCCACAAGUAAGACUGACUUAAUUUUGUCUCUGUGGCAUCUUAUCUUGUAAUUUUUGUCUUCCUUUACUCAACAGGUUUCAUUUUCAGAUUUUUAUUGUGAUCUUCUCUUGACCUCAGUGUCUCUUAUUUUUGAAUCCUCUCUUCUGUGUCACUCUGCUCAGAUUUGGAUGACCCAGAGGGAUUGGCAUAUGACUGGAUCAACAAGCGUCUUUACUUUACUGACUACUACAAGCGCAAUGUCCAGGCCAUGGGAGUGAACGGGCUGAACCGUUCCAUCAUCGCACAUGGAAACCGUCCCAGAGGCAUUGUGGUUGACCCCUGCUAUGGGUAAAAGUUACAGAAUAGGUUCUCUUGUAAUUUGGACAAAGUUGGAUACAAAAUUUGGUUUAUUAAAUGAUCUCUUUUCCCAGUUACCUGUACUGGACCGACUGGGCCUCCCCUGCUAAGAUCGAGAGAGCAACUUUGGGUGGAAAUUUCCGGACCCCCAUCAUCAACACCAGCCUCACAAUGCCCAAUGGCCUGUCUCUGGACUAUGAGGAAAGGAUGCUCUACUGGGCUGACUCCACAUUGUAUGUCAAGUUGUUUCAUUCAUUUCUGUAUAUUCCAUUAUGCCUACAUUUUUUUUAAUUUCUCCUCUCUUCCCCUGUUUUUUUUUUUUUUUGCAGAGAUAAGAUUGAGCGUUCCACUCUGACGGGAGCAAACAGACAAGUAAUUGUGCAAGGUGCUAUAUACCCGUUUGCCCUGACUGUCUUCCAGCAGGAUGUCUUCUGGACUGACUGGACUGAGAGAGGCGUCUUUAGAGCUGGGAAGGAUGAUGGCUCUGGCUUUGCAGUGCUAUCCCAAGACAUGCAGUACCGACCGAAUGGCAUCCAUGUUUAUGCCGCCUCUAAGCAGGAGAGCUGCUCCAGCUCCUGUCAGCAGUUUAAUGGAGGGUGCAGCCAUGUCUGUGUUCCUGGUAAAUGCAGACUUUUGCUCAUUAUAUUUUGGUGCCCUGAGCUGUAUUUGAGACUUCUUGGUACUGUUUAAAUUAUCAGUAAGAUAAAAAUGCAAGAAAAAUAUCUCCCAGCAAAGUAAGACGAAGGUUUGUAGCCACUAGAACUUUCUUUAAGAUUGUAGAGCAAGUGGAGAAAGUUUGACUUUUCAUAACAACACAAAAGACACACAGAACUAUUAAUUAAUGAGACACCUUAUCUCUCUGUUCCUUUUCAUUUUUUUUAUGCCUCCACCUCCUAUAAUCCCUCCUGCAGGUCCAUUGGGUCCUGAGUGUCAGUGCCCUCAUCAGGGGAACUGGUACCUGGCUAACAACGGCAAAGACUGCAUCCAAGACAAGGGGAAACGCUGUGAGCCUGAACAGUUUACUUGUCUCAAUGGUAACUGCAUCUCAGCACGCUGGAAGUGUGACGGCUACAACGACUGCCAUGACAACUCAGAUGAGCUUGAAAGAGUUUGUGGUAAGAGAGGAGUUUCUGUCUUUAAACUGAGAAUGUUUUGAGUUCAGAAAGAUGGAUGAAAUCGAACAAAGCUAGAUAUAUGUAAAAACACAUGUAUAAAUAAAAUAAAAACAGUGUGAGAGCAGAUAAAAAUCAGAAACUCUCAUGCUGGGUUAAAAGCUGCGGUCAGCUGCAGUCCAACACCUUUAAUUUUCCUGUUAUUUUCCAAUAUUCCAAUAUAAAUCAGAUUAUAAUUUCUGAUGCACUACAGAAGAUCAAGAAGUCUCCACAAUGAUUGGCUUUUGCGACAAAAUGUCAGCAGAUUUAUAAUAUGACUAAUGACUUGUGAUCAAUCAAUACUAUUCAGACUACAGACGUAACAAGAUCCCUUAAAUCCAGGCUUCGGCCAACCACUUAACAUUGUUAUUGAGAAUUGAUAUCAUUGAUAUUAAGGCAUAAAAAUAAAUCAACACUUUGUCAUGUUUUCUUUCCCAGCCUUCCACACCUGUGCCGCCAUUGACUUCACCUGUGACAAUGGGCGCUGCGUCCCACUCAGCUACACCUGCGACUACACAAAUGAUUGUGGUGACAACAGUGAUGAGCGAGGCUGCCCCUUCCCCACGUGUAACCCUGCAACGGAGUUCACCUGUGCAAACGGACGCUGCAUCAAUGCAGGCUUUGUCUGUGACGGACACAACGACUGCCGCGACAACACCACCUCUGAUGAAAUCAACUGCCGUGAGUAAUGCUCAAGUUCUUCACGAUACUAUUGCGUUCAAUGAAGGUUUGAUUGUUCUUCUUUCAACAUCAUCGCUCCAACUGCAUUACUAGCUGUAAUUUAUCUCUUGUAUAAUCAUCAGACCUUUGUUUCAAAUCCUCCCUGUUUUUUUUCUUUUCUCUCUUCAGCUGAUCGAACAUGUCCUGCAGGCCAAGUCAAGUGUGAAAACACCAACAUCUGCAUCUACCCUGAAAGCCGCUGUGAUGGCUACAACAACUGUGGGGACAACAGUGAUGAGAAUCCUCUCUUCUGCGGUAGGUUCAAAAUGAAAUCUUUCUCCAAAACAGCAGGGUGGAGGUCAAGCUGGGUCACACAUUAAGUUUUAAAUUCUCUCACUGAGGAUGUCCAGUAGAUCUCCACACAGAUGCACGUAUAAAUCAGUUCAAAUGAGGAUUUUGUUUCUGUGUCACAGCUGGCCGUACCUGCUCUCCGGAUCAGUUCCGCUGCGAUAAUGGGAAGUGCAUCCCUGACUCUUGGGUUUGUGACGGCAUCCAGGACUGUAAUGAUCGCACAGAUGAGCCUUCCUCCUGUGGUGAGUACUGUACAUUUAUGUUUAAUGUUUCACUGAAAGACUUAAUGUGGAAAGCUCUUUUUGUUUUGCUAUGACUUCAUUGCUGGUACAGAUCAAACUUUGAGCUUUGUGGUAGCUGGACAGGUGAAAUUUACAUCUCUAAGAAAUGCCACCGCUUGCAUAGUUGAUCCUUUUAAAAUGACAGUUUGGAUCAUAGGAAGAAGCCGGGUGAGGGAAAAUUGGAAAGAGCUUCCAGGUGGACAUGUUCUUUAACGUUGUCUUAAAAGGAUAGCACAGUUUUACAUCAGGCACAGGCUAGUUCUCACAAAGUCUCAGAAAAAAAGCUGUUUUGAGAAACAAGAUAACAUGUCCGUGAUCAACAACAAAAUCCACUUAUCUCUUUUUUAAAAGUUUGUGCAGGUUUUGAAAGAGAUCCAACAGUGCAACAAGACACUGUGUGUGUUCAGAUCCUUCAAAUAAAUCAGUGAUGACAUGCUAAAUUUGUCUAUUUUUCUAAUAUUUGUUGCAGUUUUUUUUUUUUCUUUUUUGAGUGUCUGCAUGUUUUUUAAAUUAUUUUUCUUUGUAGAGGAUCAGAUCAGAACAUGCAGUCCCAGCCAGUUCACUUGUACCAAUGGAAACUGCAUCCCCCAGUCAAUGGUAUGUGAUGGCAACAAUGACUGCUGGGACAACAGUGACGAGGUUCCUGAACUGCAAUGUGGUAGGACAGCAAGUCAUGAUUAAUUGCUCACUGUUUGAUUACACUUUUCUAAACUUUAUCUCAUAUCUCAUCUGAAUUUUCUCUCCUUGCCCACUUCAUGUUUGUUUUUUUAAUCUUGAUAUGUAUUUUGUGCCAUAUCGUAAAUCCACUUCUCUCAUCCUCUCUCUGUCUCCUGCAGGCCAACGCACCUGCAGCUCCAACCAGUUCACCUGCCCAACUUGGCACCCCGGUCACCCUCGCUGUGUGCCAUUGAGCUUUGUGUGUGAUGGCGAGAAAGACUGCGCCAAUGCUGCUGAUGAGCUCCAGAAUUGCCCCAAUCGCACCUGCCACCUGAAUGAGUUUGCCUGCUCCAAUGGGCUCUGUAUCUUCCUCCCCUACCAGUGAGUACAAAGUAGGCAUUAGUCAUUUGUUUACAGUCUGGAAAACCAUGGAAACGGUCAUCUCCUUUUCCUCAGCUGUGAUCGUGUGAACGACUGCGGGGAUGGCAGUGAUGAACUGGGCUGUACCUAUGACACCUGCAGCAGCAGUCAGUUCACCUGUGGGAACGGAGCCUGCAUCCCUUCCUCCUUCACCUGUGACGGUGAGAGCGACUGUACAGAUGGCUCAGAUGAGGUGGACAGCUUGUGCAUCACACCGCAGCCCACUUGUGCUCCUCAACAGUACAUGUGCACUUCAGGGGAGUGCAUCGAUGCCAAUAAAGUGUGCAACGGGCUGAAGGACUGCCAGGAUAACAGUGAUGAAAAAGGCUGUGGUAAGAGAUGCAGAAAUUCAACAUUUUAUUACAAUAUUUGAGUUUGUCUAGAGGAAGAACUGCACUAGUUUUAAAUUUAUGUCAUCCAAUUUUUUAACUACAGGUUUCUAACAAACCACUGUGUGUUUCAAAAUCAUUCACUUACAUUAAAUAUGUAUGUCCUCUAUUUUAUGGUAAAGUUUUACUUCUUAUUUCUACGUAAAAGGACAUGUUAAACUUCAGUCUGCAGUCAAAAUGUUUGGAGUUACAACAAAAAGUUUCUUUAAAUUUUUUCAUUAGUUGAUUAUUCGCUUAAAGUUUCUGUGAAGAACUUUUAAGUUUUUAUUGAUCUCCAUGGGAUUUUACCUGGUUAAAGGUUAAAUAAAAAAACAAAUAAAAUAAAAAUCUAACAGAUUUGGAUUUGGAGAUGCAAAUCUAGCACUGACAAAACAUCUCCUUCCACUAUCCUCUCUCCAAACCCAUAGCAGUAUCGGUUUUUGCCUGUUAAGAGGAAGUUUUUCGUUACACUUGUGGUUAUUCUCUUCUUUUCUCUUUCUUCUGUUUAGGGGUGAAUGAGUGCCGCAGUCCAUCCGUCCACAAGUGUGCCCAGAUCUGUACCGACACCCUAACUAGUUACUACUGCUCCUGCUUCCCUGGCUACAAACUCAUGCCUGAUGGAAAAGCCUGCGAAGACCUUAACGAGUGCAUCAGCACACCGUCCGUCUGUAGCCAGAUUUGCGAGAACACUGUCGGCUCUUUCCACUGCAAAUGUGCACCAGGCUACAUCCGAGAGCCAGACGGACGCACCUGUCGUCAAAACAGCGGCAUCGCACCAUACCUGUUGUACACUAACCGCUACUACAUUCGCAAUCUGACCACUGACGGGUCACAACUGAGCAUAGUCCUGCAGGGGCUGUCCAACGUGGUGGCGUUAGACUUUGACCACUCUGAGAAGAGGUUGUACUGGCUGGAUGCAGGGGUUGGAAAGAUUGAGAGGAUGCGUUUUGAUGGGACUGACAGGGAGACAGUGGCGGAUGAAGAUGUGAGAGGAGCUGAAGGGCUGGCACUUGACUGGGUGGGCAGGUGUGUGAAAUGGGAGCAUUAUUGUCAUCACAGCUUCAUUUUUUAAAUACUGUAUACUUGAAUGGUUUAAUAAUUAAAAGCAUUACAAUACAUAGAUCUGCAUCUGUGAAUAGUGAAUCAGUGUGGCUGGAAAAAAACAGACAUAAACUUUGUGUAUCUCCUGCAGGAAGUUGUACUGGGUGGAUGGUUAUUAUGGCUCUGUUCAUGUGAUGGAGCUGGAUGGACGCUUCAAGAAGAGGCUCCUCUCAGGAGAUUUCACAGAUGGGAAUAAGACAUAUCUCAUCAGCCGACCUCGUGCUGUGGCUGUUAACCCAAAACUCGGGUACUGACAUCAACUUAAUACCCAGUAUGAUUGUUUUAUAAUCCUGUGUUUGGAUUUUCCCAUCCAUCUUGCCUUCUUUUUCCUGCUGUUUUAUUUCCCCCUCCCAGUUGGCUGUACUGGACUGACUGGGGUGAUGAAGCAUACAUUGGCAGGGUCGGCAUGGAUGGAACCAAUAUCAGUGCCAUCAUCUCAACAAAGCUGGAGUGGCCCAACGCCCUGACCAUAGACUACACUACCAACAAGAUCUUCUUUGCUGAUUCCCAUCUGAACUUCCUGGAGUGAGUCAAGUUGUCAAAUUGUUUGAGCAGCACUCAGAAGUCUUGUAUUUCUAUAAAAUAGCACCGGUGAGGUUCCUGCAAAUGUGUAUUAACCCUACCUCUUCUGAAACUUCAGCUUUGCAGACAUGGACGGCAAAAACCGCCAGCGGGCGAUUUCAGGUUCCCUUCCUCACGUCUUUGCAGUUUCCCUGUUUGAGGACUGGGUCUACUGGACUGACUGGAAUACACACACAGUUGAGAAAGCCCACAAAUAUACCGGCGAACAGCGCACAAUCAUGGGCAACAACACACAUCGUCCCUAUGACAUUCAUGUCUACCAUCCAUACAGGCAGCCCCGCAGUACGUACAUAAAAUAUAUAGUUGUUGUCUCUCUUCUAACUUAAAUAAACUGCAGCUUGGCAUUCACCUUGAUUCAUUUGAUGCUUUGACCUAUUUCCCAGGUGAGAACCCCUGCAGCUCACAUCACCUGACUUGCAGUCACUUGUGUCUGAUUGGGCCUGGUGGACAGCGGGCUUCCUGUCAAUGUCCUGAUAACUUCAUUGGCCUCAUGGUUGGCUUCAAGGUCCAGUGUGUCGCAGACUGUUCCAGCACCCAGUUCCGCUGUGGAGACAAUGAGAGGUCAGAUACAGAAAACUGAAUAAUUUAGGUUUUAUCCUGCAGUCUUUGAAUUGAAAUCUUCAGUUUUUCUAAAGCUGUAUUGAUCAGAGAAUUUACAUAAAAACAAAUCAAUGUCUAAAUAAACUGUUGAUUGACAAAAAUAUAUAAGACACAUAAACUUUGGUAACACUUUGCUUGACGCCUAUCUCUCUAACACAUUAUAAAUGUAUGAAUACUGUGUUAUAAUCCCAUUAUAGCACUGUAUAACUUUAGUUAUAAACACUCAUAAAUGAUCAUAACGCUUUAUAGCAAAAAUCACAACACAUUAUAAAACAUUUUAUCAUGACUAAUCAGGUCAGGUACGAUAAUGUGUUAUAAGUGUUAACAACUCACUGAUAAUGCCCACAUGGAUAAUGCAUUAUACAUAUAUUUAUGAUGUGUUAUAAUUUGUAUAAAAACUUGACAAGUUAUAAACACUCAUUAAUUAUCAUAAGGCUUUAUAACAAUAAGCAUAACACAUUAUAUUACCUGACCUUUUAAAUCAUGAUAAAGUGUCAUGAUUAUUGUUAUAAAGCAUUAUGAUCAUUUAUGAGUGUUUAUAACUAUAGUUAUACAUUUCUAUAACAUGGUUAUAAUGCAUUAUACAUAUAUUUAUAAUGUGUUAUAGACAUAAAUGCGUCAAAUAUAGUGUUACCAAAACUUCCAUUUAAUUAUGAGACGGAUUGUUGAUAUAUUUUUUUUUUUUUUACUGAGAAUCAAAUCCAUAACAACUCAAUUUCUACAUCAAGAUGAACAACAAGAGAUUAGAGCUAGAUAACAGAAUCCACUAGUAAAAAAAAAGAUGGGAAGAUGUUCGACUGCAAAAUAAACGUGUGCGUAUAUUAUAUGUAUAAUGUAUAAAAAAUAACUACCCUCACUGAAGUGUUUUUUCUGCCCUCAAAUUCAGAUGUAUUCCUAUUUGGUGGAAGUGUGACGGUCAGUCAGAUUGUGGCGAUGGCUCAGAUGAACCUCAGACUUGCCCACCCCGUCAUUGCCCCAUUGGACAGUUUCAGUGCCAGGACGGUAACUGCACCUACCCUGGCUUCCUCUGUGAUGGACACGCUGACUGCCCUGACAGAUCAGACGAGGAUGCCGCUCUUUGCAGUAAGACACUAAUAUGCUCUAUAACAGUGAGAAAAAAACUUGGAUUAGGGAAUGAUUGCUUUUUAAAAUACACCAUUAACUGGUAAAUACUGAGUUUUGCUGGAUGUGCAUCGCCCUCUAGGUGACCACAGAUGCCAGGAAAAUGAGUACCAGUGUAAAAACAAACAGUGCAUCCCUGUGUCUUGGCACUGUGAUGGAGUAAAUGACUGUUCGGAUGGCAGCGAUGAGGACUCUGAGACUUGUGCUGAGAAGACCUGCCAACCAGGGCAGUUCCAGUGUGCCAAUGGUCGCUGUGUGCCGUCUAGUUAUGUGUGCGAUGUGCAAGAUGACUGUGGGGAUGGAUCAGAUGAACCGUUUGAAACCUGCAGUAAGUGGGACAUAAAGAAAUGGCUUUUUAUUUGAUCAAAUCCAGGAAGUAACUAAAGAGAGACAAUAAAACUAUCAAGACUCAAGCCAAGCAAUCCUUUUUUUUUCUCUGGAUCAUUUCUGUCUUCUUCUGUUUUUCACCAGUGUUUUCGUUUCUCUUCUGGACUUUUUCUAGGAGGUCCAGAAUACAAGUGUGAUGAGGAUACUGAGUUCUCCUGCAAGACCAACUACCGCUGUAUUCCCCAGUGGGCCCGCUGUGAUGGCACCAAUGACUGCAUCGACAACAGCGAUGAGCAGGGCUGUGGUGGGUGCUGCUUGUGCCAUCACAUGUGAUAUCAGAUUUUUUUAAGUGUGAUCAUUUGAGUUUAUCUGUAUCUAUCUAUCCAUUUUACUUUUCUCCAUCACCACAUGUUGAAUUAGCCUUUAAAUCAGAUUUUGUCUUAUAACAGAGCAAGUAACCUGCGAUCCACUGGGAGAUUUCCGAUGUGACAACCACCGCUGUGUCCCUAUUCGCUGGCAGUGCGAUGGCACCAAUGAUUGUGGUGAUGGCUCAGAUGAGAGGAACUGCCGUGAGUGUCCAGAUCAUAAAUUUUUACAUCAUUCCUUCACAAAUCAGUCUUAGUAACUGUACACAUAAGCCAGUGUUAAACAUUUCUUGGUGUUUCUGUCAGUGGAUUUCAAGAGGAGAAGAAAACAACUUAUCUUUUCUAGAACACAUGGUUAGCUGCACUUGCACAGAGAUGUCAAGUAAGAGGAAACUGUGAAAAUGUGACAGAUGGCAGCUGGAUCAUGUCAAAUAGAUCAUGCUCCGUCUGCUUUUGCUCUCCGUACAGACUGUUGGACAUGCUGACAGCUGAUAGCUCAAUACUCCUCUGACUUCUAACAGAAAUCAGAACACUUCCCACAUCAAAAUCAAGACCCCUGAGUAGAGAUGAUAAAUUUGAUAAAUGAGAUGAUAAACCUUGCGGUGGUGUAACGCCGUGGAUAUUUGUGUCUCUCUUUUACGAUUGCAGAGCCGAGGCCUUGCUCUGAAAGUGAGUAUCGAUGUGACAACGAGCAGUGCAUCCCUGGAAACUGGGUGUGUGACCAUGACAACGAUUGCGGGGAUAACUCAGAUGAGCGGGACUGUGGUGAGUAGGCACAGCACAGAGAGGUACUACCUUGAAAUAUCCUGUCAUAAACAACACUCACCCACACUUCACCAUCCUGGCUGUCUUCCAGAACUACAGACAUGCCGUCCUGGUACUUUCCAGUGUGACUCAGGUCACUGUAUCCCCGCUGCUCUGCAAUGUGACGGCCGGGCUGAUUGUCAGGAUCUGUCAGAUGAAACUAAAUGUCGUGAGUACACAAUAUAAAAAGUAAUGGCUUGUUGCAGUUGUCAAUUACUUGUGCUCCUUAUUUGAUAAUAUAUAUAUUUGUCUAUGUAUAGAGAGAAUGUCUGUAUUUGUUAGUAAAUACAUUUUUUCCUCCUCGGCCUUAUAAUUUUUUUUAAAUUUUACAUAAUAAAAGUAGACAAACAGCACAGACAGUUAAGCAGGUUUUGAAUUGUUUAAUCCAGCUGCCUUCAUUACCCCCCAGAAAAUGUAUGCUUCAAAACACUCAAAAACCUUUAGUUUUUAACCAGAAUGACUUGAUGAUAACUAUGAAAAGCUAUUGAACGAUAAGUUUGAAUUUAAUCUUUGACAAGUGCUCUGUGUAUUAGGACUUGUAGUAGUCUAGGCCUAUAGCUGUCCAUCAGAAGUUUCAUUCAGGUCUUGAAAAUGUUAUAUCCUGCUCUUUCCAGACAUUUUCCCCUGUUUUUUCUUGACCACCUUGUAUUUAAUAAAAGCUUAAAAUUGUCCUUAAAAAAAAUCCCAGAUCCCAGAAUUUGCUGAGUAAAACCUCCGGUAGGGCUCCAGCUUUUAGGGUUGGAGCGUCAACAUGACCUCUUAACCCUCACAUACUGUUCGGGUCAAAUUUGACCUGUUUUGACUUUUCACAGCAGUAAAAAUACCCUAAACAUAAUUUUUUAAGCCUGAAACUUGACGACUUUUCCUGAAGUUGCCCAAAAUACAUGAAAUUAAUUUAAAAAUAUUCAUGUGUAUUUUUGUUUAUGUGCUACAAGUUUUUCCCCUCUAAGGCUGUUACGGGUCAAAUUUGACCCAUAUCUAUAUUUAGAUGGAUUUUACAUCUAGCAGUGUGGGACAAGUGACAAACCGUAACAACAGUGUUCAAUAUAAGGUUUGUUGUUCAAAAAGAUAUAUUCAAAUUAUUAUGAAACUACCUUGACAGAAACACACACGCACGCACGCACACAGACAUACAGUCACACAGACGCACCUAGACAGAGGUCAAAAUGACCUAACUAGUCAAGAGAACUUUCUGUGACAGAAAGCUGCUCUUUGAACUCUUUGAAGAGGCAAUUUUGACCCGGAACCUACUGUGAGGGUACAGGAUUUGAACAGUAUGUGAGGGUUAAUGUAAAGACUGCUGACAUCAGGAUUAACUUUGUUUUCCCCUCUCACAGCUACCCGUUUCCCAGGAGGCCGCUGGUGCCCCCUGAGCCAGUUUGAGUGUGCCAACCACCUGUGUGUGAGCCAGAGUUGGGUGUGUGACGGCACUGAUGACUGUGGAGACCGCUCAGAUGAACAGCUCAGUUUAUGCUGUGAGAAUUAAAUCUUCUGUUUGGUUUAAGUUAGUGAUAUGCUUAGAUAAUGUCGUAUGUUGGUCUAAACUCUGAUUUGUGUUUGUUUGCACAGUAAACAUCACCUGUGAAAUGCCAGAUAAGUUCCGCUGUGCUAACGGAUACUGUGUCUACUCUGGCCUGUUGUGCAAUCAAAAGGACGACUGUGGAGACGGCAGUGAUGAGAAGGAGGAACUUUGUAUGAGUCACACAAACUUAACAACACAAUUCCUCAGUUAAAGCAUUUAUUCUUUGAAUCAGAUCCCCUCAAAGGAAAACACCUUUGCAUUUUAUCAAAUCAACUGCACAGAUGUCUAGAUGUCUAGAUGAAUAACUAACAUAAAAACAGCAGAAAUAUAUUCCUUUCAACUGUAGCAAGCUGCCAUCUUGGCUCAUUGUAUCCCAUAUUUCUGGACGCUAGAAUAAAUGAAGUUGUGAUUACAGGUGAAGGUGUCAGUGAUAGAGCUCUACAUACUGAAGCCUACCUAAGAUUCUUGUUUAAAAGCAAUGUUUACUGUUUCUAAGCAAAUGCUGUAUAACUAACCAGUCAAGAAAAAACAAGACAACAACAAAAAACAGUAGUGCCAAGUCUCUGAGUUACAGUUUGUCAUUUGCAGACACCUGUAUAUCAUGCAUUUAGACUAAGUAGAGGUGGAUGAUAAUCAAAUUUACUGGCCAAGUAAACAUGCACACAUUUGAGUCAAGUUGCUUCAAAGUUAUGAACCCUGCACCAUUGCCAUGGAAACAAAUGUCCAAACCAGUACUGAAUGUAGUCUCUUAGUCGCUGCCUCAUCAACCCCUUUAGAACUCAAAUUUUUCAGAGCCUGCUUUCUACAGUUAUAACGUAGGCGGACUGUUCGUGGAGCAGAAUGACGAAACCAACUUUUUUCAUGGAGUUCAUGUAAAACAGAUUAUCUAACAUCUACAAACUACAGGGAGCUGCGUGAGGAAAAGACAUCUAGUUGUUACAGAAGAGAGGCUGAUAUUGAUAGAAACUCUAAAAGCUUUUCGAGAAGUUGUGAAAAAGUAGUUUAUUAUGAUUGUAAGUCAGAUGAGGUUAUUGUCAGUGUGUGUCUCGGCAAGUUUAAAUGGUAACAAACAAAGCCAGACAAAAACAAUGAGUCAACAACUAACAAAUAACUUCCCAAGCAAACAUUCAAGAGUUACAGUGAAAGUAUUUGGGCCAGGCAGAUACAAACAGGACAUGAAAAUAAGCCUCACAUUUAAAAGACAGAUACUUUGUCUAGACAUUUCUAAAUGAGUUUAUACUGCAAAAAGAUCUUUAAAUUGAACAUUUUAUGAUCUCUCUCUUUUUAAUCAUAACCAUCAUCAAAUUUGCGUUGCUAGUCAUCGGUUUCUGAUUCAUGUAGGAUUAAUCUAAACAACACUAAUGCCCAAUGAACUCUACCCCUGUGUAAGGCCUGCAAAAUGAGAAAUCCCAAAAUGACAUCAGUAUAUCUGCUCAGGAUACAAAACUGAAAUGUACAAGGGAUAAGGAAGUAGUCUGGUUUAUGGAAUUGUUACACAAUCAGCUUACACAUCAAUCAGAGCAAAUUAUUUUGAGAGGAGAUUAAAUAGUUGCUGGACAUUGCCUAGCUCAUCUAAAUCCAUUUGUUAUCAGGGAGGAGGCAGUGAAGAAAAAUCACAGGGGAAGCUCAGGAGAAGCCUGAGAUGGAAGAGAAGAGAUAUAGGAUUGCAUGUUGUUAUACAUGUCAGACUUCAUUGUGCUUGGGGUUUCUUCGUCUGCCAGUGUCGCUCUCUCCUUUUUCAACACCCCAGUCUGAGCUCCUCAAUAUUAGACAGAGUUUGAGGCAGACAGGUUACACACCCACCAACCUUCACCCUGUGUUUGCACUGAUGACUCAUUCUAACUUUUCCUUCCUCAGGCCGCGAGCCCACGCUGCCUCCCUGCACACUGGACGAGUUCAAAUGCACAAAUGGACACUGCGUGGCCUUGCCCUACGUCUGCGACCACAACGACAACUGUGGGGACCGCACGGACGAGUUAGGCUGCAGUGAGUAGCAGGACUGAACAAUAUUCUGUAUCAUACAAGAGGUAGCAGGUUGCACUGUUGGACUGUGCCGCAGGCUCAGUGCCAAUGACAAUCACAGCUGUCCAAAAUGUUUCUGAAGGAAAAAGAGCCUUCAGAACUUUUUCGAUGUCAUCACAUAACCUUUCAGUAAUACCCUUAUGUUUGGAAACACCUGGAUCUCUUGAGGCAAAGCUUUCAGAUUUAUUAUAUUCAAGAAAGCUAAAAAUUAAAUCAUAAAGAUUACACAUGAGCAGAUACAAGACUUCAUCUGUGCGUUCUACUCACUCGAAAAGAAAAGAGUUUUUUUUGUACCAGAUAUAGCAAAUGAUUAUGACAAAUAUUCCCUUUUGUUCAAAAAGCAUCUUCCGCUGUUUAACAGGUGUACUCAUAAUAACUCCAUAUCCUGUAAUUACCACUUAUCUAUGCAUUUAUCCAUUUCGCACUGCUCAUUUUUAGACCUAAUCAUCACUUGGCAUCUCAUGAUUAUUAGAAAUGCUCUGGAUCUCAUAAUUAUGAGAUGUAAGUGUGUGACCUAAAAUUAACAGAACAUUUUCACAGCAUAGAAAAGAAAUACAUUUGGAGACAAUUUUCUGACAUUAAUGAUGGAAACAAUGUGAGUAAAUGGGGUGUUUGACUCUGUUCUUCAAGCCUAUAAACGUGUGUGGAUUUAUUUGUGGACACAUGAAACUGAUUGAUUGUGGUUAGACACCGGGAUAUUUGUCCGUAGUGUUUUUCUGCUGCCCAUGUAAAGAUGUAAAGUUAUUUUUUUGGUUAAAUCAAAUGAAAGCAGUUUAUAUUUUUGAGGGAAGCUUUUUCUAUUUGCUGAGAAAUUGGUUUGCCCUCCUGAAUCCAGAUUUUGGCCAAGACCGCAACUGUGAGGAGAAACUGUGUCAACAUGAGUGCACCAACCUGAACGGUACAGGCUUUAUCUGCUCUUGUAAACCUGGAUACAGAGUGAACCCAGACAGCACCUACUACUGCCUUGGUAAACACACACACACACACACACACACACACACACACACACACACACACACACACACACACACACACACACACACACACAUAGAGCUGCAUGACCUAUUCAAAAACAGUUACCAGUCCAGUUUGAGGAGUUCCAUAAACAAAACAUGAACUUCUUGCUCAUUUAGAUAUCGACGAGUGUGAGGUGUUCGGCACCUGUCCUCAGGUCUGUAAGAACACAAAGGGCAGCUAUGACUGUGAGUGUGCGCCUGGCUACAGGAGAGUGGGCAACGGCGACAUGUGCGAGGCUCAAGGUGAGAGACGUUUUUUAUUUAGACAAGAGCAACAUAUUUAAGAACUUUUAUCCUGUUCUGACAUGAUAGGGAUUCUGUGCACACAAAGUAAUAACUUGUUCCCACAAGAUAAUUAUGUUCUACCCCAGAGAACAUUAUCUAGUGUUCAGUCUCACAACAUCUAGUAAGGCUGUGAUUUAAUAUAUGGUUUAUCAAAAUAACUAAAUACUGAACCUUUUAGCACAGUAGCACCAUGGUCUCAUGCAGGAUGUUGAAGCCAUUGUGCAAGAAACUGAAAACAAGCAAGCUAACUUUUAGGGGUGGGAGGAAAAAUCAAUUUACAUAAGUAUCACAAGUUUUUGUUUUACAAUUUUUAAAUUGAUUAUUAUGUUCAAAAAUCUUUUUUCUUUUUUUUUCAAAUUUAAGAAUAAAUCUUAAAAACUGACCUACAUGUGAUGUGUUUUUUGGGGGGGAAAUAUGGUUCCUGGAAUAGUCAGUAGACAAUCAUAAUCAUUCAACUUUUUCACUGGUGUUAAAAAUGGAGACUAAAAUGAAGAAAAACAACAAUAUCGUAGAAUCGCAAUUUAAAUUGAAGCAGCAUCCAAAAAAUCGUAGAAGAAUCGCAUCAGGCCCUUGUGGCUCAGGCUAGCUUCUGCUGCUCCUGUUUUUCUCCUCAGCUGUUGAGUUUAACUUCACAUAAUGAUCUGUGUUCCUUAUUUUAGUGUGGACGACCAACUGCUCUUCCACAGUAGUUUUUUGAACUGAAUGGAUUUGUACAGGACGACCAAAUAGCAUUGUACUCUAUUCCUUAUCACUUUAGUUGUAGACUAAAUGAAGGUCUGUGUCUCUCUCAGGAGCAACUCCCCUGCUGCUUCUACCUGAGAAUAUUCGUAUUCGGAGGUUCAACCUGCAGACAGAGGCCUACCAUGACUUCCUCAAAGAAGAGGAGCACAUCAUGGCUCUGGACUACGAUUGGGACCACAACAACACCGGCUACAGUGAGAUACACAUAAAUGAAUCAAGCGUGAAGAUCGCUUUUAUCCAUGAAAUUCAAAAACAACAGGUCUUAUGAAGGAGGACUUUGUUUGAUGAUGUUCUGGUGUUUGUCAGGUAUGGUGUACUACACGGUGGCAGGUAAGGACUCCAUACCAGGAGCAAUUAAGAGAGCGUACAUACCUUCAGUGGAUGAUGGCAGCAACAACAUUGGAGCAGCUGUUGAUCUCGACAUCAAAUACAUCACCAGACCAGAUGGUAUUGCUGUUGACUGGGUGGGCAGGUGGGUUUGUGGACCUGAAGAGCUGUCCUGUUGAGACAAAAAAAAAAGAAACUAAAUAAAACUUUCCAUGUGUCAGAUUGGACCCUGUGAAUACUUUUGUAAUUGUCUUGGUCUUUAGAAACCUUUACUGGGCGGACUCCAGGUUGAGGAGGUUAGAGGUGGCUAUGCUGGACGGGCGCUACAGGAAGCAUCUAGUCAAGACUGAGCUGGGACACCCAACUGCUGUGGCUGUCAACCCAAGACUGGGGUGAGACAGACACCUGAUUAUAAAGACAAAAAACACUUUGACUCAGAUUUCUAAUGCCCGCUUUGUUUCUUCAGGAUGUUGUACUGGGCGGAUCGAGGAGAUGUAGCUAAGAUUGAGUGUUCUUGGCUGGAUGGUCAGGAGAGGAAAGUUCUGGUGGCUAAUGGCCUGGGUUGGCCAACUGGUCUGUCAAUCGACUUUACCAACGGGGACAGAAUCUACUGGUCAGAUUCCAAAGAGAGCCGCAUAGAGUCAGUUCUGCCUUCAGGAGAGGACCGCAGAACUGCGGUCUUCAUUGGUGAGAAUUCAGAAAUCAUUUUUUGAUUCAGUUUCUUCUACAUGUUCAACUAUCUGGUUUCCAGUAUUCAUUUGAACUGUAGUGGGUUUUUUCAGCUGUUCACAUUUUGUUGCCUAGAUGUUAGAAAUCCAUUAAGUGUGAGCGUGUUUGAGGACCAUGUUUACUGGAGCACUGAGGAGAAAGGGGAGGUGUUUCGGCAGGACAAGUUUGGCCGCGGAGUCAAGACCAAGCUACUGACUGUUGGGCCUUGGCUCACCCAGAUCUCUGUGUACCAGCAGCAGCGAUACAACUCCAUUGGCAGUAAGCUGCACACCCAUACACAUAUUUAAAGCAUGUACUUUGAUGUACAUAUAAGGCUUUCCUGUUUGCAGCACAUCCAACUCCUAUCAAAAUGUUUUAAUUGCAGGUUUUGUUUGACUUUUUAAAAUAAAAGUCUCAGUACAGCUUUUUCCCAUUUCCACAGUGAAGAACCCAUGUAAAGGAUCCUGCAGCCACCUGUGUUUGCUCCGACCAGGAGGUUAUACCUGCGCCUGCCCCGAGGGCACCAGCUUUGUCCCAGGAAGCAGCACUGAAUGUGAUGCAGGUAGAGAAACAGACUUUUCUAUUACUCCAGUGUGAGACAAACAUAUAUUGUAUGGGACCUUGAAUGCAGCAGUCUCUGUGUGAUGACGUCCAACAAAACAAACAUUAAAUUUAAAAAUGACAUUAUAAAAGUCCUCAGAGUUCAUUCAGAAAAAAAAAGAAUUAGCACAAACCUACGUACUCUUGAGAAAUAAAAGACAACAAAGAUUUCUUGUAAACCUGCAAUUUGACCACAUGUCCAACUAAGAGACCCUUUUUAUUCUGUGUUUUUAUUUUCAAAAAUGACUAAAGGGUUUGAUCCUCCGCCCACCAUGCCCCCACCAUGCCUGUGUCUGAAUGGCGGCACCUGCUACUUUGAUGACAACAAGGCUCUUUGCAUGUAAGACAGAAAUUUAAAAUUGAAUUCAUACAGACAUGUGUUUAACAACAAAAAAAGGCUUGAAAAGUUUAAAUCUGCAACAAAUUAAAAGGGUAAAGACUCUGCUUUCAGGCCUGCAGUAAAACCUCAAAUAGUGACUCAAAGAUAAAUUCAUUUUACAGUGAGAAUAAUGAGCAUAAUAGUUUGAAAUUUUAACCUCUUAUUUUUGUAUUUUGUUCUCAGAUGUCCCCCAGACUGGCAGGGAGAUUAUUGUCAGACAAGCACAUCCAGCCUGGUUGCAUCCUCAAGUAAGUGUUUAUUUUACAGCCAAAAAGGACAACAUCAGCACAUUCUGAGCUGUUUUCAUAUGAUCAGCUUUAUGCUUAUUUACAAGCUGCUUUUGCUUUGUCUGCUUGUCUCAGUUGGUAUUGCACUUGGAGUGACAAUAUUGAUCGUAGCUCUGCUGGGGGCUCUGGUCUAUGCAGCCCAGAAAAAGCCCAACCUGCUGGGGACGCUACGCAGUAGCAUGCCCAGUAUGCCCUCUAUGCCUUCAAUGCCAUCCAUGCCAAACGUCCCGAGCUUCAGGUAAAGAGAGGGAGAGUGGUAGAGAGAGAUAGAAAAAGAGAAAAAAAAGCUCUGUUUUUGACCAGCAAAACCUUCUACUGCAAAAUAUGACCAUAGUUAAAGCAAACGGCAUGUUUUCAAUCACUUCUCUCAUUUAAAGGGGUCUCCUAUCUCAGUGUGUGUCAAUAUAUGCUCUGAAUCUUGUGUUUUUUGAUUUCUUUUAGAAAUGGCGUAUCUCCAAAUGCAUCGAAAGUAAAUGGAACUGAAACUGUGAUGAAUACUGAAGCGGUUAGUAACAAAACAGAGAGAUUUUUUAUUAAUGUGUUGGUUUUAUUUAUACUGUUGCGUCUUUCAAUGCUCCUUGCCCACUCUCUGUAGCCUUGCAGGUUUUUCAAUACAUGCACCAAAAAAGUUUGGGAUAUAAAACACAGAGUGCCAGUAGAUGUGGGUUUAUUCAUACUCAAAAUAAUUGAGAUCCUACUUUUCACAGCAGCAACAGCAUUUUACUAAGAAAUAACUAUGUAAACAUCCAAAGUAGUAAAAACACAAGAGAGGCAGCAGUAUCGAUCAAAACAAUUGGUUAUUCCAAUAACCAAAGAGCUGUCUUAAUGCUCCCUUGUCUGUUUUCAGGUCCCUUGUAUGUCCGUGUCAAUGGUGGACUCAGAGGGGAAGAGUUUUGAGAACCCGUCAUAUGAUGCUGAGGGAAAUCUGGCCGCUCAAGGUGCAGUGACAAACACCUCUGCUCAUGAUGGAGAAGCUAAGGUCAGUGCUCACAAACCUCUGCCUGUCUGCACAGUUCAUUGAUUCUGCUCCACCUGCUGUUGCUGAAAGGCUGGCUGCAUAUUUUUGACCUACUACAUAGCAACAGUUUCAGACUGUACACCAUAAGGUCCUAUUUUUAGAAAAACAAUAAUAAACUUGUUUUUAGCUAAAUUAGAUUAGAUUCAACUUCACACCUCAGGUCAUUUUCUAUAGUAGAUGGGACGACUGAAGAGAGACAGGAAAUAUUGAAGCAGAGAGUGCAGGGUGGAGGCACCGAUCCUGCCAGGUCAUCAUCACCUCCACCUUUAGUCUUUAUUAUCUUGCUGUUUUAAAAGACUGUAUGUUCGCUGAUCUCUUCAUUAAUAAUUUAUUAAUUUUGAUUAUUUCCAGUCUAAAUCAUCAACAACAUUUUUAUUGAUGGAGAUAUAAUUUGUUCUAAUUUAUAAUUCUAAUUUGUUCUUCCUCAGGAGUGCAUUGAUAAUCCUCUGUAUGUGGAAGAAGUUCAGGUCGUAGACACGCCCACCAGAAGUGCCGACAAACCUGUUUCUGCCAGCAAGGUCGGCUUCUUUUUUUAUAUCAAUAUUUAAUGUAACUCUAAAAGAUUUGGUUACAUCUAAUAAGUAUGUACAGUCUUUGCUCUUAAAUGUUGACCGCACUGAUGGAAAUGUGGAGAAUAAAAAGUGAUACUGCAUGAUACAUGUCGUUGACUGUAAAAUUCCCCGAAUGCAGCUCAACUUUCAGCUUUUUCUUUUUCUUUAGGCUUUUGUUGAUGUUUUUUUCUACCUGGUGUUCAUUUCAGGGAGCUUUUGAGAACCCGGCAUACAGCUCAGACUCAGAUGAUGUUGAAGUCGCUGCUGCACAACCACCAGCUUCAGAUACACAGGUAGCCAUGGAGACUAACUUCAGAGUGCUAACAGUCAGUUUUUCUGUUUAACAUUUUGAAAAAUGACUAAUUUUUUACUUUGGUUGUUUGAAAUUUUUCUCUUUUUCAGCUGUUUGAACCCAUUGUAGAUGAUGAUUUGGCAUCUUUCAAAAAUCCAGCAUACACAGUAAGUCCACAAUGA